ACGAAGGGCCAUCGCGGCGCGUAUGUUGAUUAGUCACGACUUAUAGUAUAUUUCGUCAUAAUAUAUAUUGGGCGUAAUAUAUUCAUAAUUUAUUAUUACUUUUGAACAAGCACAUCAUGUGCACAUCUCGUUUUUAUAAAUCUUCACGCUCGAUCCAAAGUGAAGUGCAAAAACCCGCGACGAGCAAAAUUACAAAUCUCACUUCACGGAACGUCCAAUUCUCGUUGAAAAUUCACCCCGAGCUGCUCACUCGGUGAGAGACAGUGCCGUGCAUUCACACCGCAUCCCGGUGUCGUCGGGGAUUGACGGAGCGAAGAGACGCGAGGGAACGACGAUCGGACGACGAGGGCGACAACGAGUCGACCGGGCUCGGGGUUUAGCGACAGGACGUACGACGGCACCCGGCAAAUGUGGCUCUGUGCACGGUGAGCCGGGGUUACGGGGCCCGCGGGGCCCGUGCCGGUGGUGCUGGUGCUGGUGGCGGUGGCGGAGGCGGAGUCGCCUCGGCCAGAUUAACGCGGGGGGAGGCGAGCGCGCGACUGCCCUUGAGCCCGCGCAAUUUAUGCGCUUCCGGGGCCGCCGGCUCACGCGGCCCCGGGGUGCACGGCGCGACCCUGGCUGCAAGCGGCGGCGGUGUCGCGGAGGACGUCGGCCUGGGACCGGACGAGCCGAUGGUCCACGUGGAGAGAUCGGGGCACAAUCAGGGUACAUGGAUCUGUUGCGCGCCCUGUUACUGGCUGAGAAGAAGCAAGGCCGUGCACAAGGCGCUUCUCACCUUCGCCAUGAUGCUGGUCACCAGUCUGUUGGUCACCAGUCCGGUGCUCUUCCUCAUCACGACUCUGCCGGAGGGAGAGCAGCCGCGUAAUUGUGCGCCUUUGGAUGAAGCUUGUAUCAGAGAGCGAGAUGGACCUGAUGGCGUCUGCAAUACUGACACUUGCGUGGAGGCUUCGAGGAGAAUCCUGGCGUCCAUGAAACGGGGCGUCGAUCCUUGCAAGGACUUUUAUAAAUUUACUUGCGGCGACUUUCGCGAUCGACGUCCCUAUCAACCGAGCGCGAGUUUUAAUAUCCUUCAAGCGCAGACCGACGAACAUAUACGCGAAACGUUAGCGAACGAGACAGGACAAAUGGUUGCCGCGUUCGAAAAGCUUGGACAAUUUUAUAACAUUUGUCGAGAGUUUAGGAAGAAAGCCAUAAAUUUUACACUCGUUUAUAAUCUUUUAGACGAACUAGGUGGUUAUUUAUCGCCGAAAAGGGAGAUACUGAACGAUAUCACUCCUCUGAUCUCCGCAUUGCUAAAAGUGAACGGCGCGCCCCUCUUCGACUUACAUGUCGACGUAGAUCUUUACGAUCGCACAAAGUCAUCCGUAUAUCUUGAUCUCCCUACCAAGCCUCCCUAUCACGAGUUUCUCACAGAGGAUCAAAAAAAUGAUGUACAAAAAUCGGGUAGAAUUCGAGAAGAGAUUGUUCGAGGAUUCUUGCCAAAAAAUAUGAGUCUUAAGGAACAAUCGUCGGAGAUGAAUUUGCUGUUGCAGUUUUGCUUAUCGCUAGACAAGAUUUAUCCAAAGCACAAAGACUUGUACAACUGGGUGGACGUUGAUCAGAGAAUAUACGUUGCCUAUAACGUGUCUUAUCUUCAAGAAAAUUUUAAUUAUAUAAGAUGGAAAACGUUGCUAAAUACGUUACGUCCGCGCAUCGAUCUGCACGAUGAUAAUGACACGAAUCACGUACACGCUCCGCCGGCAUCUGAGGAUCAACAGAUCUAUGUCUACGUCACGGCCCCACGCUAUUUGCGUAGCCUCGGCAAGUUAUUGAAUCGCUCCUCCAAACGGAUUAUUCAUAACGGAUUGCUGUUACUCUACGCCGUGGACACGUUGCACGAUAUCGUGAAUGUUAACGCUACUAAAGAUUGGGAAGCUUCCUGCUACAGAUUGACGAAAAGCGUUUUUAGCGAAGCGAUCAGUGCGCUCUACGUGCGACAGUACGCGCCAAGAUAUUUGGACACUUUGAUUAACAGGGUGACCGCGCUUUUCGAACGCGUGAAAGAAACAAUAGCGGAACGUAUAUUGGUGAAGUCGUGGUUUGACGAUGAUACUAGAACACGGGCGUUACUAAAAUUGAAUUCUUUACGGGGUCGAUUUCAAGUGUCGCCUGAUUUCUACAACGACACCUUGCUGAAUCACGAGAUGGCCAAGGUCGUGAUCGAUUCGGAUGAUUUUAUCACUACCGUCCUAAAAAGAUUUCGUCAAAUUCGGAGACCAGAAGAGUCAAGUCCGUUACGAAAAAAUGCGAUAGAAAGAUGCCAUUAUCCUUAUUCUGUGCACGCCUAUUACGAAUCUUCAACAAACACGAUCAAAAUUCCAUUGGUCAUGAUGACAUCCUGGGCAUGGUCAUGGGACGGUGGACCAGCUUAUGCGGUUCACGCUACGCUAGGAUCAGUCAUCGCUCAUGAGAUUCUUCAUGCCUUUGAUUUUCACCGUCGCAAAUCGCCCAUAGAUCCAGAUUUAAAUAUUGACGAAUGGCUUUGGAUCAGACCGGACUCUUGGAAACGAUUGGAGAGCAGAAUAGAGUGCGUCGCGCGACUCUACGCUAAGAAUUUCUGGCGUAAGGUUCAGUCUUACGGCAAUGAUGUUGCUGUACAGUUCGAUUGGAAUAUGACAAGAAACGAGAUAGUCGCGGAUAUUGGGGCCUUACAAAUUUCUCACAGGACCUGGUACACUUUGACAAAUGGAAAAGAUCGAAGUCUCCCUGGGCUGGAAGGACUUCGUCCAAGCCAACUUUUCUUUAUAAGUGCCGCUCAGGUAUACUGCGUUAACAUGACUGCCGAGGCCUAUGUCUCCUCCGUUGAAUCCGAUUAUCGCCUACCUCCAGAAAGAAUCAACGGUAUAAUGAUGAAUUCUCAAGCGUUCGCCGAAGCGUUUCGCUGUCCACUCGGAACAAAAAUGAACCCCUCUAAUAAAUGCACUAUCUGGUGAUAAUUAUACAUAUAUUCGUCGAUAUGUAAGUAUAUGUCGUCGAUCCUGCAAUAAAUCGCCUACACUUUGCUUGUUCCAUAAUUAGGACGAAUCGCGCAGAUUAUUUCAAAAUCGUAAUUCACAGCAAGAAUUAAUACUGCUUAGGAAUAAAUAUUUGCCUCUUUACGGAAAUUAAUAAAACUUUAUUCAUUAAAGGCUGCAAUUAUAAUAUGAAAAACUUUGAUUAUAUAAUUGUUUUCCUUUUUCAAAGAUCUCAGAUUAAUAUUAGAAUUAUUAUAUGUAAAUAGACAACGCUUGUAUUUAAAAAAAUCACAUUUCAUUUUUAC
This is a messenger RNA of Cataglyphis hispanica, 3298 nucleotides long. Its product is annotated as neprilysin-1-like. Bases 672 to 2972 code for a protein of 766 amino acids. Gene Ontology annotation, cellular component: plasma membrane. Gene Ontology annotation, molecular function: metalloendopeptidase activity. The record is from RefSeq and is a predicted model, not a curated record. NCBI's taxonomy places the organism in Eukaryota, Metazoa, Arthropoda, Insecta, Hymenoptera, Formicidae. The transcript has 16 exons. Gene Ontology annotation, biological process: protein processing.